Gryllus bimaculatus (two-spotted cricket) is the source of this 763-nucleotide messenger RNA. The record is from the annotation of a GenBank genome assembly. Lineage: Eukaryota; Metazoa; Arthropoda; Insecta; Orthoptera; Gryllidae.
UUUUGCAAGGUGCGGUGGUGUGCAGCGUGUGGAGUGUUUUGUGUUGAGGCUUGCUGAUACUAUCCGAGUUUGAAGCAGAAUGGCGACCAGCACGAGAACGUCGAAAAAGACUGCAGCGUCGACGUCUUCGAACGUUGGCACUCCACAAUAUACAUCAACACCCGCGCAGGGAAGUUCAUCAGGACGUCCAUCAAGUCCGUUGAGCCCUACCCGGUACAGCCGGCUUCAGGAAAAGGCAGAUCUUCAAAAUUUGAAUGAUCGUUUGGCUGCUUACAUUGAUAAAGUAAGGCAUUUGGAACAAGAAAACAGUACUUUGAGACGAGAAGUCCAAUGUUCAGAAGAGAAAGUUACAAGGGAAGUGACAAAUCUCAAGUCUAUGUUUGAGAAUGAAUUGGCAGAUGCAAGAAAAGUUCUUGAUGAAACGGCCAGAGAAAAAGCGAAAUUGGAAAUAGAUUGCAAGCGGUUAAUGGACGAUAAUGAAGUUCUAAGGACCAAGUCCAAAUUUUCCUGUUUGUGUUCUGAUAGUUAUUCUCGUGGAUCAAAGCAGCAUCAACAAAAGGGCCGAUUUGGUGGGCGUGUAUCUGAAACUCGUUUUUGAAGGUCAUUCACCCUUUAAGUGUUACCAACAUUUCGUGUUUUAAUGCUGAAGGGCGACCUGUGGUUCACCUUUUAUUUCUGAUACGAUUUUCGUAAUGUUAUUCACUCCGGGCUUAUAUUGUGUGCGUCUGUAUAAAUACAGUAUUAUAUUUUCUGCGAAGCGUAC